Molecule: messenger RNA, 939 nt
Organism: Pelodiscus sinensis (Chinese soft-shelled turtle)
Lineage: Eukaryota; Metazoa; Chordata; Testudines; Trionychidae
Source: RefSeq, a predicted model, not a curated record
GUAUCUCAUUACUGUGCAGCUUACGUACUCUGCAUUAUUGAUGAAGUUACGGGGAAGAUGAAGGUUCCCUCCAUCUGCCAGAGUGCCAGAGCCAGCUCCCCUCUGCCUGGUUUUCUUGUUUUCUUCCUGACUUGUUAUGUGCGCAGCAUGGAAUCAGCACAAUUUAAAGUGAUGGGACCUGACCGGCCUGUCACGGCCGUGGUGGGGGAGGAGAUCGUGUUACCCUGUCACCUGGCCCCCAGGAUGAGCACUGAGAACAUGGAGGUGACUUGGUUCCGGUCCCAGCUCUUCCAAUUUGUCCAUCGCUAUAGCGAUGGAAAGGACCAGUACGAGCAGCAGAUGCCAGAAUACCAGCAGAGGACAGAGCUCUUGAAAGAUGAACAGGGGAAUGUUACUUUGAAAAUUCUCCACGUCAGACUCUCUGACGAAGGGCAGUACCGCUGUUUUGUUCAAGAUGGUGCCUUUUAUGAAGAAGCCGUCCUGGAACUAAAGGUGGCAGCUUCAGGCUCUGCUCCUCAUGUGUCCAUUGAGGAUUACCAGGAUGGAGGGAUCCGAGUGGCGUGCCGGUCGGCUGGGUGGUACCCGGAGCCCGAGGUGAUGUGGAGAGAUCUCAAUGGACAGGCCUUUCCUUCAGCCUCUCAAACAAAUUCCCGAGAAGCCAAUGGACUGUAUAGAACAGAAACUUCUGCCAUUAUAAUGGAAAAUUCCAAUCGGAACUUGUCCUGUGUGGUCAGGAACACCCGUCUCAGCCAGGAAAAGGAAUCAUUGUUUUAUAUAUCAGAUCCCUUUUUCCCGAAGGUGAAUCCCUGGAUGGUGUCUCUGGGAGUGACCCUGGUGGUUUUGCUGGGCGCCUUUGCCCUGAGUGUUUAUCUCUUCAAACUCAAAGAGAAACACGCAGCAGAACUCGGUAAGUGUCAUUCUCCUUCUCCCUACGGGUAA